CCUCUUCUAAAGCUUCUACAUCUCGUUCUGCAACGGUCCUUUGCGAUACAUCAAUCAAAAAGACCACGAGCAUCAACUCCGAAGUCCCAAAUGUCCACUGACGAGAUCAUCCUCUAUGACCUGCCUAGCAGAGGCACGCCCAAAUGCUGGAGCUUGAAUCCUUGGAAAGCCCGCCUCGCCCUCAACUUCAAGGACAUCCCCUACAAGACCGAAUGGAUCGAAUACCCAGACGUAGCACCCACUCUCAAGUCCUUCGGCAUCCCACCAAACUCACACAACGUGAACCCCAAUGCCGAAUACUCUAUUCCGGCAAUCAAGCUUCCAGGAAACAAGUACAUCAUGGACUCCUUGGCAAUCGCCCACGAGCUCGAACGUCUCUACCCAGAGCCCUCCUUGAAGUUCGCAAACAACGACUACGCCGCUCGCGUCCAAACAGCAGUAGCGGGCCUCUGGACCUCACUACAAGCGAUCGCUAUCCCUCGCGUUCCAGAGAUGAUCCUCAAUCCCAAGAGUGCAGAGUAUUUCAACUCUACGCGGGAGAAACGGUUCGGCAUGCCACUCACUGAGCUUGCGAAGAGCGAGCAGGCGGGCGAGCAGGCUUGGACGAACGCGGAGAGAAAUUUAGAUGCUAUCAAAGCUUUGCUCGAGGAGCAACAGGGCAGCUUUGUGCAGGGAGGCGGUGAGCCUAGUUUUGCGGAUUUCAUUCUCGCUGGUGCGUUUAGGCUUUUGGAGAUUGUGGACAAGGAGGGAGAUUUGUUUGGGAGGAUUAUGAAGUAUGAUGGGACUUUGAAGGAGCAUUACGAGGCUUGUAAGCCUUGGUUGGAGAGAGAUAAUUGAGGAGCCAGUGCCACUUCAUGCGAGAGGCUCUCGUUGCGAGAGAGAACUUGAGAUGGGUUUUGUGGUUGAGCAUUAUGCUGUAGAUGUCCGGAAACGUUUUUCGGUGAGUAUGACAUUUGACGAAAUGAUAACGCGUUGAUGUCUGUUCCCGAAGGCCAAGUAGAAUAAGAGCCAUCAUUCUCUGAUGAUAUUUGCAACGUCCAGC
This is a messenger RNA of Cercospora beticola, 1042 nucleotides long. Its product is annotated as glutathione S-transferase family protein. NCBI's taxonomy places the organism in Eukaryota, Fungi, Ascomycota, Dothideomycetes, Mycosphaerellales, Mycosphaerellaceae. The record is from RefSeq and is a predicted model, not a curated record.